UGGUUCUACUUGGUUCUAUGCAGCAGUUUCUCCUUAGCUUCCACUCCAAGACUGCAGGGGGCAGUUCUGCGUUUCUCUUAGAUCACCAUUCCAUUAAAAAAGAGAGCUGGCUGUUGCCUGGCGCAGAUAAACACUGGCCGAUAGGAGGGGCAUUCACACUGGCGAGUGGGGAACGAGAGUGAGCAAGAGUCUGCUCCAUCGACGGGGACAGAGCACAAGCACCCCGAACUGAUUUAGGACUCCAAACUGAAAUGACAGCAUUUGUCUCACCUAUAGCCGCUUGCAAAUUAUAUCGCCACAUUUUGCAGUACACUACGCCGUCCGUAAAUACUCAAUAACUGGGACAUAAAAAUAGUUUUAUCUUGUCCUGAGUCGUUUAUUUUUUAUUAUUAUUUUUGUAUUUUUUAUUCACGGCAUGACAUGUAAUCAUCUGGUAGUUUGAUGGGGCUUCUACGGAUUAUGAUGCCGCCCAAGUUUCAGCUUUUGGCUGUUAUGGCUUUUGGAAUUGCCAUGAUGUUCAUCGAGAACCAAAUCCAGAAACUGGAGGAUUCUCGGACGAAGCUAGAGCUCACCAUCGCCAGGCACGAGGUACGGGAAGUGGAGCAGCGGCACAUGCAGGAAGCGGCCCGGGACUGGACGCCGCCUGGCGAGAGCGACGACGUGGUGAUCAUCUACAACCGCGUGCCUAAGACGGCCAGCACCUCCUUCACCAACAUCGCCUACGACCUGUGCUCCAAGAACCACUUCCACGUGCUGCACAUCAACACCACCAAGAACAACCCCGUCAUGUCCCUGCAGGACCAGGUGCGGUUUGUGAGGAACGUCACCUCCUGGAAGGAGAUGAAGCCUGGCAUCUACCACGGCCAUGUGGCCUUCCUGGACUUCUCCAAGUUCGGUGUGAAGGCUAAGCCCAUCUACAUUAACGUGGUGCGGGACCCCAUCGAGAGGCUGGUGUCCUACUACUACUUCCUGCGCUUCGGGGACGACUACAGGCCCGGCCUCAGACGGAGAAAGCAAGGGGACAAAAAGACCUUUGAUGAGUGUGUAUCGUCGGCCGGCUCUGACUGCGCUCCAGAGAAACUAUGGCUGCAGAUCCCCUUCUUCUGUGGCCACUACUCCGAGUGCUGGAACGUGGGCAGCCGUUGGGCGCUGGAGCAGGCCAAAUACAACCUGGUGAACGAGUACCUGCUGGUGGGGGUAACGGAGGAGCUGGAGGACUUCAUCAUGAUGCUGGAGGCCGCGCUGCCACGCUUCUUCAAGGGAGCCACGGACCUCUACCGUACAGGGAAAAAGUCCCACCUGAGGAAGACCACCGAGAAGAAGCCUCCCACCAAGGACUCCAUCACCAAACUGCAGGGGUCGGAGAUCUGGAAGAUGGAGAAUGAGUUCUACGAGUUUGCCCUGGAGCAGUUCCAGUUUGUGCGCGCCCAUGCUGUGCGGGAGAAGGACGGUGAGCUGUAUGUGCUGGCACAGAACUACUUCUACGAGAAGAUUUACCCCAAAGUGAACUGAGCUGGGCCCUGCACCCAGAGACGCGCUUGGGGAGGGUUGGAGGGAAGGUGGAUACUGAGGGCAGCAUGGACCCUUAAUCCACCAAUCCUCUCCUGACCUCAUACUGUUUUUUUUGUUGUUGUUGUUGUCACAUACACUGGGAGAGAGAGAGAGAGAGAGAGAGAGAGCAGGGAUUGAGGGGACAGAGGGAGGACCGUUCUGUAAAAGGUACAUGUGCUUGACGCGGUCAUGAGCCAACUGCCAACUUGGAAGGCCCGGGAUUGUGGUGGGGUGUCUGUCUGUCUGUCUGUCUUGUCUCUUUGCUCACGUAAAAGCAAAGGACCCCAGGUCAGUUGGUCAGCAGGUCAGAGCUCAGUUUGGGGGGGGGGGGUCCAUCGCCAGCUCCAUCAGCCCUCCCAUUCACUCGUACUGUAGCUCUCCCACUGCUGCUGGGCCAUGGCCAACGGUGUGGACUUCCUGUGUGGUGGCCUCGCUCACCAGAUAAAGACCAGAGCCCAUCCACCCACUCCAUCCCUCUUUCUUGACUUGCACUGUGGUUUCUGAGGCUUGUCAGAUCUGAAGUGACUGGUACAUCGGAGAGGAAGAACAGUUUAGAGACUUUUGAGAUGUUUAUAACCAUUUUCUCUUUUAUUUGAUUUUUUUUUUGUUGUAAUUAACAUGCACCUCUAGAGGGUAAUAUUAUCAUCCAUUUGGAAGCUAUUAUGUUUAUCAGAGGUAAUUGCUUCUCCAGACUUAAAUUAAAAGGAUUUAAGAAAAUAUGAUGAGUCAUCAUGCUACACAACACUAAGACGCCUAGCAGUUUGAAGGGAAAAAUAUGACCAGGGUGCCGGAGAUAUGCUAUUGUAAUCGUCAUGAGUAGCGCCUCCUCUUUUUACUAAUGACUGAUUCUCUGCGUUCAUGAUUUUUUUCGAUUUUGCAUUUAGUGUGUGUUUGUGUGUGUGAGAGAGAGUGUUUUAUGUAUGUAUGUAUAUGUAUAUAUACAUAUAUAGAUAGAUACACACACACUUUUUUUGUAAAAUGCAUUGUACAGUGUUUACAGUAGACUGGGGCUUAGGAAGGGGCAAAUAUGUAUGAAAGUAACAGUGAACUCAAAUCCAAAUCUGUACAUAUUGUAUCUACACAUACAGUACAUAUUUUAUGUAUUUGGACCAAAUGGUUGUAAGAAAAAAAAAAUACUGUUAAAGACAUAUAGAACACUAUCCAACCAGCUGGAGUGAAUAGUCAAAUAAUAUUUGUAUGACAUUUGAGGGAAAAAAUAUAUCGGUAAUGUUUUUCAAGAUAUUUCCAUAAAUCACUCACAUUUAGUCCCCCUUUGCAAAAUUUGCAUUUUGUUAAAAUAUUUUUCUUUGUAACCCCUCGGUGCAUGGACAACUUAAUUAGGUGAAUCUGUUAGGACUGUGUUAAAUGAAUUGUCUUGAGGGGCAACAAACAUUGAUGGCAUGAAUAAGGAAACUCUCUCUAUAAACUGGUUUGGACAACUCACCACAGCUAUCGAGGAUCUAGGGUACUUUUGACUUCUUGCUCACCUGACCAGACUGAUCCCAACCUUGAGACAAAGAGUGUGUGAUUUGUGAGUGGGUCCUCUAAUUCCAGCCCGAACCACUCGUCAGAUCUUAGUACUUUUCACAUCAACUGACAAAGAAUCUUGCAAGUUGUUUCAGAAACGAAGACUGAUAUUCUCACUCACCAUGAAGUCUACCAAGUCAUACCAGGACACACUAUCACUGGGCUGGGAUCUGCAAAAACAGCUCUCUGAAUGUGUUUCCAGGUCACAGGGUUGUUUUAUGACGGAUACUUUAAAAGUACUGGCGAAACCGUGAGACGGCAUACAUUAGCUCAAUACUCGAUAGUGCCUUCAUAGUACAGCAGUCAUGGUAAUCUUGACGUUUAUGUUUCAACCACCUCAAAAUGUUUAGCCAAAUUUUUUAACUCUUGCUUCUAACUUUUAUUUUUUGUUCUUUAUUUGUUUUAUGCCACCAGCUUUUAUGUUUUGUUGGAAUUGUUGUAUUCAUUUUCUUGUUCCAAAUGGUCUGAGAUAUUUCAAAUAAAUGUUAAACUCUUAGGA
This is a messenger RNA of Clupea harengus (Atlantic herring), 3577 nucleotides long. RefSeq names its product heparan sulfate 2-O-sulfotransferase 1b (gene hs2st1b). Lineage: Eukaryota; Metazoa; Chordata; Actinopteri; Clupeiformes; Clupeidae. The record is from RefSeq and is a predicted model, not a curated record. Gene Ontology annotation, cellular component: membrane. Gene Ontology annotation, molecular function: heparan sulfate 2-sulfotransferase activity.